AUGUCGAAGCCGAACGACGAGGGCCUGGUCUUCGAAACCUCUGAGGAUGUGGAAGUGUUGCCUACCUUCGAUGCCCUUGGGCUCAAGGAAGACUUGCUCCGAGGCGUCUAUGCGUACGGCUUCGAACGGCCCUCGGCGGUGCAGCAGCGGGCGAUUCUUCCCAUCCUCAAGGGCCGAGACGUGAUCGUCCAGUCGCAAAGCGGUACAGGAAAGACAUGCGUCUUUUGCUUGGGUGCGCUGCAGACUGUGGACACUACAUCCCGCGAGCCUCAGGCAUUGUUCCUUUCACCUACACGCGAGCUGGCGGAGCAAAGUCAAAAGGUCUGCUUGGCCCUGGGUGAUUAUCUCAACGUUCAGGUUCACGUGUGCAUCGGUGGAAAGCGUGUGUCUGAUGACAUCCACACUUUCGAAGCCGGAGUGCAGAUAGUUUCUGGCACACCUGGGCGGGUCUUCCACAUGAUCCAGCAACGCCACUUCAGCACACGCCACAUCAAGAUGUUGGUAUUGGAUGAAGCUGACGAGAUGCUCAACAGGGGCUUCAAGGAGCAGGUCUACGAUAUCUACAGAUACCUCCCGCCUUCUACUCAGGUGGUGCUGGUCUCCGCCACCAUGCCGCACGAGGUCCUGGAGAUGACGCACAAGUUCAUGAACAAUCCAUUCCGCGUCCUGGUGAAGCGUGACGAGCUGACCUUGGAAGGCAUCAAGCAGUUCUUUGUGGCAGUGGAGCGCGAACAGUGGAAGUUCGAUACGCUUUGCGACCUGUAUGACACCCUCACAAUCACCCAGGCGGUGAUUUUCUGCAACACGAAGCAGAAGGUGGACUGGCUGACGCAGAAGAUGCGCGAUGCCAACUUCACGGUUGCUUCAAUUCACGGCGACAUGCCGCAGAAGGAGCGAGAUGCAAUCAUGCAGCAGUUCCGCUCGGGCACAAGCCGAGUGCUGAUCUCCACAGACCUGUGGGGACGCGGUCUGGAUGUUCAGCAGGUGUCUCUGGUCAUUUGCUACGACCUCCCGAACAACCGCGAGCUGUACAUUCACCGCAUCGGUCGAUCGGGACGAUUUGGACGAAAGGGUGUUGCCAUCAACUUCGUCAAGAAUGACGACAUCCGCAUCUUGCGAGAUAUUGAGCAGUUCUAUUCCACCCAGAUUGACGAGAUGCCCAUGAAUGUGGCUGACCUCAUCUAG
Symbiodinium natans is the source of this 1185-nucleotide messenger RNA. The record is from the annotation of a GenBank genome assembly. NCBI's taxonomy places the organism in Eukaryota, Dinophyceae, Suessiales, Symbiodiniaceae.